This is a messenger RNA of Candida tropicalis MYA-3404, 693 nucleotides long. RefSeq lists its product as uncharacterized. The transcript has a single exon. The record is from RefSeq and is a predicted model, not a curated record. Bases 1 to 693 code for a protein of 230 amino acids. NCBI's taxonomy places the organism in Eukaryota, Fungi, Ascomycota, Pichiomycetes, Serinales, Debaryomycetaceae.
AUGAACGGCGACCAUCAUCAUCAUCACCACCAUCACCAUCAUCAUUCUGCAAAUAAUCCAAAUAAUUUACAUUUACAGUUCUUUCUGGUACCCCAAGAUCCCAUACCUACAAAUGCCCUUGAUACAAGUAGUUUAGUGGUUAAUCGAGUAACCAUGAAUCCACUAGUUGAACCACCUUCAAAUCACACAGUACCCACUACUACAACGACGGUUACAUCUACAACUGCAUCAGCAACAUUAUCGAACACGGUAGGUGCAGAUGUAAAAGAAUUUGAGGACGAUGACGAAGAUGACAAAUAUUCCGAAGAUAAACUAGAUCCAAUUGCAUUCGCAAUCAGAAAUCGAAAGUUUAAGGCGGAAUUAACCCCAGAUGAACGAGGAUAUAUUAUUGGCCGAUCAGUUAGUACAAGUAUUCAGGAACUUUCAAAAGAAUUAAAAAUGUCAAGAAGUACAAUACAACAUACACUUAAGAUGUGUAGACAGAGGAAACAUAACAAGACGCUUAAUCAGAAUAGAGGAAGAAAAUUGGCUAUUUCACCGGAGGAAAUGGAGGAGGUUUUUAAACUUCUUGACGACAAACCAAACAUGAGCAAACAAGAAGUCAUAGCGAUAUUGAAUUUAAAAGUAAGUCCUCGAACUCUAAGUAGAGCAUUACAAAGAAAUGGAAAUAGGAAAGGUACACAGCGUAAGUAG